Messenger RNA from Filobasidium floriforme, 6494 nucleotides. Its product is annotated as nucleoporin Nup186/Nup192/Nup205. The record is from RefSeq and is a predicted model, not a curated record. NCBI's taxonomy places the organism in Eukaryota, Fungi, Basidiomycota, Tremellomycetes, Filobasidiales, Filobasidiaceae. Gene Ontology annotation, cellular component: nuclear pore; nuclear pore inner ring. Bases 220 to 6306 code for a protein of 2028 amino acids. The transcript has 15 exons. Gene Ontology annotation, biological process: nuclear pore organization. Gene Ontology annotation, molecular function: structural constituent of nuclear pore.
CGGGUCGAUCUCUGCUUCCCAAAGACUGUCACACUAGCAAAAAAAGAAGGGGGAAGAACACCACAAUCUUCCCGAUAUAAUCAGGGAAUCCCGCAAUUCCACUCGCCUGAAGCAAACACGAAGAAAUCGCAGCCGAAUGGGACGAUCCUAAAGACGCUCACGGCCAUAUACCACCACCCUUCUCCUUCCUUACUUUUCUUCACUAGCACCUCAAACGAGAUGUCGUCGGAAGAAAGGACGUACGAAGACCACCUCCUCCAAGCUCCCGGGGAACUGUAUCAACUCUUGCUCUCCCUCGAUCAUGUAGAGACGGACGAGCUGGCCGACGCGCUCGCUGUAGAGCUGGACGACGCUAUAUCGAUGGGGUGGUUGAGGUAUCCGUUAGGUUUCCCAGGUCCGGAUCCGGCUGCUAGGCAGAAGAUCGAGCAAGACAAGACUCUCAGCCCCACCCUAAUCUCCUCGACAAUCUUCCUCUCCACCUACCUGCACAUCUCCGAACCCCUCUCCCUCUCCCUCUUAACCUCCGCCUCAUCCCAACCAUCGUUCAACCACGGAAGGUCCCCCAUAGAAACUUCCAUCAAGCUCUUCCACGACCUAAUCUCUCUCCGAUUAGAUUGCUUGAAAUGGAUACUAGGCGCGCCUACCUCCUCAAUCUUUUCUUCUUCUGGGCAAGGGUUGGAAAUGUCGGCUACCAAGACGAUACUCGAAUCCGCUUUCGAAGAGGUCUACACGCUCAAGAGGUUCGAGAUCGAAACUUCGUCCACGAUAAACGGAGGAGGUACAGGAGGAGGGGGAAAGAUCUCCGUAGAAGCUUUCCCCGAUGGGAUCUUCAAACAACUUUCACUCCUCUCCCAAUGGAUCGACGAGACGCUCCCCAACACGGGGAAACGAUUACCUGAGACGACAAAACUCCAACCCGACGUCCAAGCCCUCCGAAUUCAAGGUUGUCGGUCCCACAUGCGCGGGCUGGCUAAAUGUCUCUAUGAGGUCGGGGCGAGCGGGGGGUUGGUCGGGAAUCACCUGUUGGCGCUCGUCAAGUGGUUGAAAGUCAGGGAGGUCUUGGAUGGGACGACGGUUAUGAUGAUAAGCGCAUUCUUCGCUGCGAUUCAGCAUAACCCGGAUGAUAAGAGUCCGUAUGAAGCUUUCGGGCAUUAUCCCAAGACGGUCCAGAAUUACAUCGAAGAUCCAGCUAUUUUGGAUAUCGUGACGACGCAGAUUAUCAUCCACCAAGAAUGGAAGCAAGAGUGGAUCUCACACGUCCUCAUGCUCGGUUGGGGUCUGUUCGUGGACAAGGCGUACCGACACGAUAGGAACAAGGUCAAGCUUCCCAAGUUUCUGGACCGUGGCCCAGAGGUUCGGAUCCAAGAGGCCAUCGAGAACGACGCGUUCAAGUAUAUCCGGGUCUUGCUCGUCCCUUCCCUCGAUAUACCCCAGAGCGGAUGGAGCAAGGUCAAGAAGGACGAGAGAGAUCGAGGGGUACCUCUGGGGAUGACGGAUACCUGGCCCGAGGUCGAGGGAGAGUAUCAGAGGGACGCGCUCAGACAGAUCGAUAGUCUCGUCAAGGACAUGAUCGGGUCGUUCCAGUUGAUCAAGAAGCUCAAGAAUCGGGAGGAAGACAAGGUCAAGGCGUUGGACAUGACGCGGAACGGGGAUGAAGAUGGAGCAAAGGGAGAAGCUGACAUGGAGAUGAGGCAGGAUUUCAACGAGCUCGUCGAGUUGGUCAUCACCGUCUACAGGGAGCUUCCGCUCGAUCACGACGACAAGCUCUGGGUGGAUUCCAAGUUUAUCAACUUGGUCGGCGAUGCCGAGGGCGCUGGUAACAGGGCUCUCCUGUGCAGACUUCUUAUCGCCAUCAGCAGCGGAUCGGCCGGUUCUUACUGGUUGUACAGUCACCUGGUCAAAGAAUCUUCCGACCUGAACCUGGACGGGAUCCAUGAACACUUUGAAUACGUCGCCAAGAACAAGGUCCCGGUGGCCAGGCUGGCCAGUACCGCGGCGGCCGUCUCGAAAGGGAUGGAGGUGAACCUAUUGGCCGACCCGGAACUUGCACCCGAUGACGCUCGAUGCUUGGCCUAUUAUUGCGAGAUGCUCGCGCUCAUCGUCAAGUGGCAUCCUCGCGUAGCUGGCGAGAUGAACGCCAAUUGGAAGACCGUGAAACGUUUGUGGGACAUCGUCAGCCGGAACGUUCCCGUCGAACUCGCUGCCGCUGCCCUGGCCGCCCUGUCGGCGUUCGGUUCGCUCGAGGUCACCGGCGUGUCACCUGGUCUCGCCGAGACGUCGUUGUCAGCGCUCGACACGCUCAACGUGUUGCCCCGAAACAAGCGGGCCGAAGCGACUCGACCGGCGACCGGAUUCGCUAUGAGCACCGACGAGGCCAAUGCGGCCUGGUUGACCAGUCUGGAAGAUCACGACAUGGUCGCCGGGGUCUCGGCCAACAGGAUCGCCUUGGUCCGCCUCUUCAGCGUCUUGAUCGCCGUAUCCGAUCCCGAGGAUGGUUACUUGAAUCUGACCGAUGUCAACCAGACCACCACCGUCAGGCGGAUCCGAAGCAAGAUGACCGAAUACAUCCUGGAUGACGUGUUUGCCGCUUGCAUCUCGAUGAUUCAAGAAGGUAACUCGGCCGCCGGAUACCCCUUGCUAGAAGCCAUCUUGCAGUUCGUUGCCAAGACGAUGGCUGGUCUCGACCUCGAUGCCCUACUGGAGCCGGUGCGGGUCGCUACGCCUAUCAAUCAGACCGAGUCUGACAGGCUCGUCAACUUGCAACAGCACCCGGGAUUCCUCGCGCUACGACGGGUGAUAGGUAACGAGACCCUGCGUGAGGCUGUCUUCACCGCCGCUCGUAUCCGCGUGGCCGAAGGGUUGCCUGAAUCGGUUCCCUCGUCGUUAUUCGCCAAGAUCUCGUUCAGGGCGAUCCAGGUCUUGCGUACCGUCAUGGCUCGUCAAGCAAUGUUCUUGGAAGUCAUCGUGCCCAGCUUGAGGCGUCGGUACUCGGCUCAAGAUCUACAAUGGGCUUCGGGCAAUCUCUAUCCGGUCGAUUGGCAUCUCGCGCAUCAACCGCAGACCAUCACCCAGAUCGCUUCAUACGUCUCGGUCGACGUCUCGGACGGUCUGGCUGCAGAGACCAUCUCAUUUUUGCGAGACCUCGGACGAUCUCCUCACAUGCGAGUGCCUUUCCUGUCUGGCGGCAAGACCAUCCAGGGCAACAUCCUGGCCUACGUCUUUCGGGACGCGCCCAAUUCGAACGUCGUACUGGCCGGCUUCGUCGAUCGUCUGGAGCGGGGCCAGAACGAGGCCACAGUUGAGAUCGACAUCUUGCCAUCGCGCCUGGUCGCGGCGUAUGACAAGGACAUCGAGGCGCGAGUGCCUAAACGGACUCAACAGAACCAGAUCGUCGACUUGCUCCUCGAAAACACGCUCCCCGAACGAUCCGAGAUUACCUUUGCACACUUUUUGCUCGGGUUCUUGAAUGCCGGUGCCAACGCCCGCGGACUAGUCAAGACUUUGCUCCGGGAUGGAGUUCAGGCAGGAACCAUCAUCGCCGACGGCAAAGUCACCGAGGUCGAACAGAUGAUCCCUCGAACAUGCUUCCACGUCAUCGUCGAUCGAUUAUCGAAAGCUCUACCGGCUCUCGACGCUGGAGCGCAAGAAGAUGUCCCAAUCUCGAUCGUCGCCGAUUCGGCCGAGUUGGGAUACAAGUGCAUCAAGCUCUUGCGACAAUUGGCCGAAAGCGAUACGACGGCUCAGGUCACCGCGCGCUACCUCCGAUCUCAGGAGGACCUCGUGCAUCGGUCGCUCGUGUACCUGCCUGUCGUACCGGAAAUCUCGAGCGACGCCGAGCAGGCUCUAGUGACCUAUGGCAACGGUAGUUCGCUCGAGUGCACCGCCGCGGACAUGGUAUACCUCCUAGCCUACCAGGCUCAGGUAUUGGACCUCGCCUCGCUCGAGCUUCACAUGCUCGAACCCACUGCCAGCGAGGCCGUAAACAUCAUCCAGAGUCUGUUGCACGGCACCUCUGCCGCUUUCCAGCCGCUCCGGGGGGUGCUCGCUAUGACCGUCCUGGCUGGACUGGAUUUCCGAUGGGAAGCCAAUACGGCCGAGGCCAAUGCCGCCGGGUUCGAACGCAUCAAUUUCAAUGCCUUCCGAGGCGUGGACGCCGAGGGUGCCUCGGUGUUCGCCAUCCCUCGAGUCGAAUCAGCCAUACGAAGCGAGAUCGAGAGACUCGAACGCAAAGCACCCUCGUCAGAACGCACCGCUACUCUCGAACAGAACAAGCACGAUGUUCUCGCCUACUUGCAGCGUCAAAAUGGGGUUGCUCGAGUCGCGAAUGCUGUUAGAUUGGCUUUACAGGCGUGGGCCACGGCAGUGACAGCCGUGUUGACUAAAGAGAUGACGGAUGAAGCGUUGGUGGUCGGACCGGCCACGAUGUUCGAGUUGUCAACUGCCACAUUCACAGCACUAUUGAGCCCAACGAUGCAGAUCCCCGAAAAGGCCGAAACCCUUGCUUCGGUCUUGUUGUCCAUCUCUGGAUUGCUCGCACGACCCGCCGAUAGCGGGAAUGGCAAGCAGCGUGGAGGACCCCCUGUCGAUCGCUUGCAGACACUUCUAGGCUUUGUUUGCCAGGCCAUCGCGGACAGCGAGAUCUCGGAGUUGGCGCGGGGUCUGCUGUACGCAACCUUGACCAACUACCUCGAACUCGUUCGCCGUUAUGCCGAGGAGUCGGGAGCUGCCAAGUCGGACGUUGAAGUUUGGAUCGCCGCCGUUCUGCAACCCGUCUACUUCGACCUUGAGCGUCUGCUAGGUAUCAUCGGACGGGAUGCCUUGAACGGAAGCGCCGAUUGGCAACUCGUCAGCUAUACCCUGUUGGACGAGCUGCUGACCGUCUUUGAAGACAAGAUGGACAUCAUCGUUACGAGUCUCGGCAAAAGGGGAUUGCUGCACAACUUCCUGGCUGCAAUUCGUGUGGCGGAUGCGUCCAUCCAGGGAGUGUUCUCCGCCGAAGCAGUCGACGCCAAUCCGCUCUUCGUGCUCGAGACCCAGCUGGGCGUCUUGAGCAGGAUUGCCAGGUCCACCUUUGGAGCUGAGGCAUUAAUCGAGUCGGGCGUCUUUGAUUCGUUUGCAGCAUGUCGCUUCUUGGGAGCACGACCAACAGAAAAUGCAAAUGUCAAUCUGGAAGCGCUUAUAGUAUCUUCGGAGCGAUACCACCGCGCUUUCAUCCCGGUCAUGAAGCUGCUUGUUGCGAUAGCUGGCAAGGCGGGAGACCGCGGUUACAAGGCCGCCUCUCGUUUCGCGAGGGAUCAAUCUGAAGUGCUGCUCCCUUUCUUCCGGGAAGAUGAGCUCACUUCGUCCCUCCUGGGCUUGGAAGCACUCGAGACCAUCGUUCGUUUCCUGUUUGUUCUGGCAGACGACGAGCGCAAGCUAGUCAAGAACUCGCAAUCGGUGUUGGAGGGAUACACGGCGGUGCUGCGUUCGACGGCUGUCCGGUUCCUGGCAAGAGACGAUAUGAUUUCGCAGAUCAAGCCUACAAAUGCUGAAGAGCAGUCUCUAUCAGAGUCAAUACAACUCUUUGAGGACUGCACACGCUUCGAAGCUCGAGUUCGAGCCGUCGUGUUUGGUAUGCAGCGUUCGUUACUCGGCUACUAUGUCGACUGUACCGGGUCGGGAGACGAGCUCAAGCCGGUCAUCAUCGCCGGGGGUCAGCUUGGCUAUGACCGGCAGGCUACAAGAGGGGGUGUCUCCUUCGUCAACCUGCAUGACUUGGUCGCUACACUUAAUGACAACAUCGGUCGAUACACCAGUAUGACAUCUUUGUUUAUCAACUUGACACGACUGAUUCUGGAGGACGCUGCCGCGCUGUCGGACGCCGAGCUGGACGAGCUCGCCUUGAUGGAUGAAACCGAUUCUAGCGACACCUCGCAUGCCCGCAAGAGACGUUUGGCGCAGGCUCAACUUGUAACUCGAAGGACUGGUGCUGCCACAGAGGCGCGUGUGGCAUUACAAUCCAUCGAAGCCAUUCUUAUCUUGCUACACCGACAUAUUCGUUUCUACAACAAACUGGUAUCCGAGCAGACCUCUCCCAGUCGCAGAUACCAAGCGCCAAGCGCACAAAAGGCUGUCGAGCAGGAUAUCGUGUUGGGGUGGCACACGGACGUAACCGAGACCUUGAACGGGCUAUCAACCAAGCUGCCGGAUCUAUUGUCGAUCAAAAUGGCCGAAGAUAUCAUUCCUGAACAAGAAUCUCGGGAGGCAUACCUCAGGAUCAUGGCAGAAGCGGUUCUCAAUCUAAGGCCCGCUGGCAAUACCGACUAAGCGGCCAAUGCGACGAUGAUAGGCUGCACAUAACGACACUGUACGAAUUGACGAUUCUGGUUCCAUGUAACAUGCGCAUCGCAUACUGGUGUAUAAAGAUAAACUUCCGCAGCAAAGAGAGAUAGAUGCACAUCUGUCCAGAAAAGGAAAAGGUCUAUUUGAGAGUUCAUCAAUAUGAUCAUAGAGGG